This is a messenger RNA of Cylindrotheca closterium, 393 nucleotides long. The record is from the annotation of a GenBank genome assembly. NCBI's taxonomy places the organism in Eukaryota, Bacillariophyta, Bacillariophyceae, Bacillariales, Bacillariaceae.
AUGGAGCAAACAAAUACUGGAAUUGAAAGCGAUGGCAACAAUGCUAAAAAUGACAACAAGUCUGAGGAUAAUGCUUAUUUGGGAUACAUAAAGACAUUUAUUGUAGAAAAAGGAGAAGAUGGUGAAGAUAAUAUCAAAAUGGCUGUUCCAGUUGUGGCAAUGUACUUUCACAGGGGUAAAGAUUUGGAGCACCUUAACUUAGAUGAGUAUGAUGCGUUUAUUCAGGUGAAGGAACUUCCCAAGAAAGAAAGCAGCAGCGCAAAGUCAACAUGGUUUAAGUUUGAAGGAGCUUUUGAACUGAGAGCAAGAUUUGGACAGACCCUAUGCCGCAAGCAGCGUACACUAAUCUUCAAAGGAAAAGUGCCCAAACACCCAGGAAAAGAGCCACAGUAA